AUGGAUUGUCUUCCAGAUGAGCUUCUGCUCCAAAUCUUGGCCUUUUUACCCACCAAAGAAGCUGCUUCAACAUCACCUCUCUCCAAGAGGUGGAGGACUCUGUUUGCUAUCCGGGAUCAUCUUGAAUUUGAUGAGUCCAUCACCUCUCCCCAAGAAGAAGGUAAAGGGAAUAAGGACGAUAUCCGAAAGAGUUUCAUGCGUUUCGUGGACAGAACAUUGGCUUUGCAAUUGGAAAGCAGUGUCCCUUUAAAGAAGUUCUCACUAAAAUGUGAUGAUGGAGAUGACGAGGCUCAUGUUGACCGCUGGAUAUGCAGUGCCCUUGAACGCUGUGUCUCUGAGCUUCACUUGAGUAUCAAAUCACAGUCUGAAGCGCGUUGUUUCUUCCCAUCCGGAGUAUUCACCAGCACAACUCUUGUGAAGCUCUCAUUGGGAACAAAACUCAGCAUCGAUUCUUUUCCUAAGGAUACAAAUCUCCCAUCACUAAAAGUUCUCUUCCUUGAUACAAUAUGGUUUGAGGUGGACGAAUUCUCUAGUGUGUUCAUCGCUGCUUGCCCUUUACUUGAGGACUUGACCAUACAUCACAAGGAUUUUCCAGGAAUGCCAGACUUAAUAUCUACCAAAACCGUUAAGAAGCUCUCACUCACUUAUGACUGUGCUGAGUUUAUUGAACAGUAUUUCUGUAUGAAAAUUGACAUGCCGAAUGUUGUCGAACUCUACUAUUCUGAUUAUGCUCUGGGAAAGUAUUCAGAGUUAAGUUUUGAUUCACUUGCCGAAGCUACACUUGACCUUCAUUUCUUGAAAGAUAUUCCGGAUCUUGACCCGGAUGUGACGGAUGUUCCGGAUCUUGACCCGGACGUGACGGAUCUCAUCAAACUGAUACGCAAUGUCAAGAAACUUCACUUGACUUCUUCUGCUGUUAAGGUGAUUUCAGAAUGCUGCAAAGGUGGACUUCCGGUUUUCAACAAUCUUGUUGAGUUAGUGUUUUCAAGUCGCAAGAAGCGAGGCUGGAAAAAGUUGCUGCCACGUCUGAUGGAUCAUUCUCCUAAUCUUGAAACUCUUAUUCUCUCGGGUCUGGAUAUUUUUUGUGGAUUUGGAGGGAUUCGCAUUCCCUUAAAUAGCCGAGUAAAGAUUAUCAAUGUCAUGCAAUAUCAUGGAAGUGCAAACGAGCUGAAACACAUUAGCCGAUUCUUACUGAAAAUGAAGUGUCUUGAAGUGGUGAGAGUUUAUGUUUCACCUGCAAUGGAUGACCCCAACUUGGUGCAGCGACUCACAGAAGAUGUGAUGAAGCUUCGAGGAGCUUCAUGCAAGCUCAAGAUGCAAGUCAUAUGUGAUCAACAUCAUUCAUAA
This is a messenger RNA of Microthlaspi erraticum, 1347 nucleotides long. The record is from the annotation of a GenBank genome assembly. NCBI's taxonomy places the organism in Eukaryota, Viridiplantae, Streptophyta, Magnoliopsida, Brassicales, Brassicaceae.